AAACAUUUUUGAGUUAUUCACCUACUAGCACUCAGUUAAAUGUGCUGCCGUUGUGAUUUUCAGCAUCCGAAUUAAUCAUCGAUUCAUCAGUGAAUUGUCACGAUGGACUAAGCUUUAUCCGGCGUUAGUCUAACAAUGUGCGCUACUGCAAGACAAGACACAGCUUUAAAGUGAUUGCAUUUAUAAAUUAUGCGCGUGUGUGACUGUGUGUAUGUUGCUGUGUGUAGUGCUGAUCAUUAUCCCUCUAGCAUGCAGCAACAACACGCCGAUCAAUAGUUUGUCCAGCCGACGAGACUUCGGACGACCGAACGAACACCGUUCGCAGGGGAUUGAAAAGAUAAAAUAAAAUAGCAAGCAGCUUCAAACACGUCCACUACACCAAAACCACAAAUGGAACAGUCAGAAUGAAUCGCCACUACCGGAGGCAUGGAUGUUCCAGCUCCGACGCCAUCGAACGAUCACCAUUUACAGCUUGCAAGAACAACAAUAGCUGCCCUCGAAACAAUAGGGUUCGACAAAUUGAACUAACUGAUUAAACAAACCACAUUAAACCUUAUACAACAAGGUAACGGUCGGUCGCCACCCGAGCAUCAAAAUGGACAAUUAUGGCUUUAAAGAUAGUGAUAGUACACCACCAGCGACGCCACCGGUACGACCGCCUCGAAUAUUUCGGACAGUAAGCUGCAUCGAGAAUGGAUCUCUCAAAAUUCCUCGUUUGACUACCAGAUUUACUACAGCGUCCACCAAGGAUGCGAACGCACAAGCUGGUGAUCCAGAAGCCGCCUUAGCCGAACCCAUCGUGAUUGAAAAUGGGCUCUAUAAUGAUGGUAAAAGCAAGCCAACAAUUUUGCAAAAUAUUAUAACUGGCACGGCUGGUGGGAUUAGUGUCUCUGUAGCGGAUGAUCACAGCAAGUCUGCAACAACCAAUGAAAGCUCUACCGUAACAAACUCUAGUACCAAAACGACCUCACCACACAGCAGUGGAACAGGUCAAGCGAAUGGACGUAAAUCGCACAUUGACAGUUACGAGUAUAUGGAGGUUGGGCCGUCCCCGCCCGCCGAAGGGGCGCCCAAUCUCUACGAUAGCUACGACGAAAGCUACUCCGAAUCUAGUGCCCAGCUCUGCAAUGACAUCAUCCGCAUAUCGCUCACCGAGCAGAUGCGUCUGGCUGGAGGCAGGGUAUCGAUACUUGAAAGCUUCGAAAACGAACCCCUACUCGAUAGUACGAUCAUCGAGCAGCUGCUGCGUGCAACGCCAACACCUCCAUCGUCGGGGCCAGCAUCGAACGCCGCGGCGAUUGGGUCUUCCAGCAGCGGAGCACACCAGUUGGAGAAAAAUAUCUGCUUUCUGUGGGCGGCAUUUCUGCGAAAGUUCCAUCUCCUUGAGCAGUGCGUUAAGCUCGGUGCGGACAUAAACUUCUGCGACACCAACGGGUUGACAGCGCUGCACCUCGCGUCGUUUAGCGGUUGCACGGAGUGCUGUGCGUUUCUGAUUCAUCAUAAGCUCGAUGUAAACAUGCAACCGAAAUGGUACACUCCGCUGCAUUGCGCCGCAUUCGGGAACUCGCUCGCUACCGCUGAGUUGCUAAUUAAAAAUGGAGCUCGCAUUGAUGUGCCAACCAACAAGCAGCAUUGCGAGGAAUCUCUCUUGCAUUGCGCCGUACGUUCGAAUGCAAUCGAAUGUCUUCGAUUCUUCAUCGCCCACGGCUCAAACGUUAACGCGCUUGAACGGAAUGGAACCAACCCGAUCCAUCUUGCCGCUGAUCUCGGUCACGCCCAGUGCCUUGCAGCACUUUUGGAAUGCCCGGAUGCUGAUCCGAAUGUGCGCAUACAGCAGGGCGACAAGCAGAUGACCGCACUGCAUCUUGCCGCGGACGAGGGUAACUUAGACUGUGUGACCCAACUGCUGGCUCGUGGCGCCGAUGUCCGUGCCCGAAAUCAUCGUGGCUUCACACCGCUGCAUCUAGCCGCCCGCAGCGGAAGCGCCGACUGUGUGGAGGCACUGCUAAAGCUUGGUGGCUGUGAUCCGAAUAUGGCCGAUUUCGAUCAGCGAACGCCACUGCACGCGGCGGUCAGCAAAUCCGAUACUGCCGUGGAGAUGAUCGAAACACUGAUUGCAUGGGGCGCAAACGUCAAUCAACGAGACGUGUACGGAUUUACGGCACUGCAUUUGGCCGCAUUGGACGCACUGGGUCCCUGUGUAGAAACGUUGCUCUAUCAUGGCGCAGAUGUCACGAUGAAAUCACGCAAGGGAACGAGUGCUCUCAACAUCAUCAGUCGCAAAACUCCGGCAUCUCUUGGAGUCAUACAGUGCAAGCUGGACGCGGCUAUUACGCUGACACAUUCGCAAGAUUCAUCCAGCCGGGAGGUGGAAUUGGAACUUGACUUUCGCAGCAUUUUGCAGCAUUGCCAUCCGAGGGAGAUCAGUUACCUAAAUACGUUUGUGGACGAUGGACAAAAGGAGUUUCUUCAACAUCCACUUUGCUCAGCCUUCCUGUACAUCAAAUGGAACAAAAUACGCAAAUACUACAUCGCCCGAUUGCUGUUUUGCUUUACCUUCGUACUGUUUCUAACGCUGUACGUGCUCACAGCGCUAGCGCACAACUGCUACAACGGAAGCAAGGAUAUGAAAGAAACUAUCCAGGAGCAGGAGCUCUGCCAGAAGCAAUCCAUCUUCGGAGACAUGUUGCGCAACAAUCCGUUCGUGAUUGAAAUGCAGUGGAUGGUUCUUGUGGCGAUUACCGCUAUUGAAAUAUGUCGCAAAAUCUAUGGCAUCACCGGGUAUACCUCACUCAAACACUACGUCACGCAAACAGAGAACGCAAUCGAAUGGUUUAUCAUACUGAGCGUAUUUGUUAUCUCCUACAUUUACACCAAGCGAACCUACACCUGGCAGAAUCACGUCGGAGCCUUCGCAGUGCUGCUUGGAUGGACCAAUCUGAUGCUCAUGAUCGGACAGCUGCCCGUGUUUGGAGCCUAUGUCGCGAUGUACACCAAAGUGCAGGUUGAGUUUGCCAAACUGUUCAUGGCCUAUUCGUGCAUGUUGAUAGGCUUCACGAUCAGCUUUUGUGUCAUCUUUCCAUCGUCCUCUUCGUUUGCCAAUCCCUUCAUGGGAUUCAUUACGGUGCUGGUAAUGAUGACGGGCGAACAGGAUCUGGAACUGCUGAUCAAUGAUCCGGACGGCAAAGAUCCACCGUUUCUGCUCGAGAUCAGCGCACAAAUUACCUUUGUAUUGUUUCUGCUGUUUGUGACAGUCAUUCUGAUGAACCUGCUCAUCGGCAUUGCUGUGCACGAUAUACAAGGGUUGAAAAAAACGGCCGGCCUAUCGAAACUAGUUCGUCAGACGAAACUAAUUUCCUAUAUCGAAUCGGCCCUUUUCAACGGCUGGUUACCAAACUGGUUGCGCAAUUUGCUCUACUACACAGCGCUUGUUUCGCCACAGGCUUAUCGCGUGGUGCUGAGUGUUAAACCCCUCAAUCCCGGCGAAACAAGACUCCCGCGGGACAUUAUGAUGGCAGCAUACGAGGUGGCGAAGCAGAAAAAACACUACAGCAGAAAAAAUGUGUCCACAGUGCGCCGUAAUCUGUCGUACGAGCCGCCGAAAGCAUCGCCACUGAUGAACGGAAUACGACCCAAACCUUACGACCGCUGUGAUAGCAGCUUCUCUGUACCUGGCAACCGACGGGCUACAAACGGAGGAAUAGGGCUAACGUCACCGAACAGUGAUCAUACUUCUAAGUUUGGGUACGUCUAUGACACCCCGACACUGUACGGCUUAACCAACAAGCUAGACGAACACAGCGACUACAUCGGCAACAUUUCAGCUGAGAUCGCAGAGCUGCGAUCAUCGGUAGAAGAGAAUCAGCAGAUGCUGCGCCAGUUGCUGCAAUUAUUAAGUAAAAGUCCACAGCACACUAUUCCAUCGAACUAAUAACUGCGCCUUGGACAAGAACGUCAUCUUCACCCCGUCCAGUAGAAGCUGCACCGAACGUAUGGUCCGUGGUGCUAAUCUAGCUCGAAGAUAGCAUAACCCCGCAGUGCAGGUGGAAGCUUUCUGCUACAUUUAAUCAAACAUUGUCCACAAUAACAACAUAGAUGUGAUUUUGCAUAGCAUGUAGUACAUAAUGUUAACACGAAACUCGACACAGGGUUUAUAAACACUGAGCAAUAGAUUAGUUACAGAGUAGUGUGACCCACGCAACUAUUUUAACGACAUCUAUGCCUGUCGUCUUUAGUAUUAUCUUCAAAAUGUAGUUACGUUCUUUUUAUAACUAUGGUACUGAACAAGCGUUAGCACUAUGCAUUACAAACAUCGUUACAACUAUGAUAACUUCCGAACACUAUCAGAGACACUUUUUAAGUAACAAAAUACAGUAAUAAAACUGUCUAUGCACAGGAUUCCACAUCAUUCUACCAAAUUUCUUUGGCUGGCCUGCUCCUAUAGAGUACGUCUAACAGACAUGGCCUGGCGUACAAUCCGUUUCCGGGAAACACGGUCCAUGGCUGCACGGCCCCAUCCCCGGCUGCAUCCGAUCGAACAAAGUUAAAAAAAUCAAAGCAUUGUCGCGCGAAACCAUGCUCAUGAUUCAUUGUGUUUUCGUCUCCGCUGGUUAAAGCAUUAAGACGUGCUAGAUGUUGGUGCAUCACAUUCACCAGAGUCUGAUCUUAUUACAAGACCAUCUUCGUUGCAUCGAUGCAUCGUUUCUACUGCGUUUUCUAAGAAAUGGACUUACCGUUCCUCGCUUAUCCAUUUGUUUAAGCCGAGAACGAAAGAACAGAUCUGACGAACGACUUUGUCAAGGAAACAAUGUACGAACCGAACGGGAUCUGCCCGCCCAAUCAAACAAAGAGCGCUCAAUUCAAUGGCGAUUCAUAGUAUAGCUCCGAAUGGACAAAGUCUAGAAAGAACACAAGAUGUAGGCAGGCACCUUGGGUUUCCUCAUAUUUUCUAUAAAAUAAUCAUGAAAUAAAGGAAGUCAAUU
Molecule: messenger RNA, 4982 nt
Organism: Anopheles stephensi (Asian malaria mosquito)
Lineage: Eukaryota; Metazoa; Arthropoda; Insecta; Diptera; Culicidae
Product: transient receptor potential channel pyrexia-like
Exons: 3
Coding region: 596-3931 (1111 amino acids)
Biological process (GO): monoatomic ion transport; transmembrane transport
Cellular component (GO): membrane
Molecular function (GO): protein binding; monoatomic ion channel activity
Source: RefSeq, a predicted model, not a curated record